Molecule: messenger RNA, 3372 nt
Organism: Pogona vitticeps (central bearded dragon)
Lineage: Eukaryota; Metazoa; Chordata; Lepidosauria; Squamata; Agamidae
Source: RefSeq, a predicted model, not a curated record
GCGUAAUACGAUGCGACAUUCUGAUUCCCUCAGCCUCAGAAAGUAGUCCGCGCCCCUGAGGGAACGCUUUUCAUUUUUAAUUGUAAUUACCCAAUUCUGUACCUGGUUCCCUGGCAGUAAGGGGCCUCACGCUCCGUGGGGUGUACUUCCGAGGAGACCUUUUUGGCUUUUAGCUCCAAUGGUGAACAGCAAUCCAAACAGUGAUUGAAAAAUGACUGUUCCAAAAUUGCCAACAGAAGCAUCCGUGUUUAUGUUUGGUACUUACUCGCUGGCCAUGAUUCCACCACAGGUAAAUGGUGCAAAGGGAGAUCUAGUUGUCAGUUCCUGCAAUGACAAUCACAGUCUUGGGGAAGAUGUUGAAUCAUUUCUGAAUAAUGAACAGCAGCUGCAUCUCUUUGAUGACCUUACAAAAGUGAAUCCUGUAACCACCACAACUGUCCUGAAGUGCCUACAAGCGCGAUACGCCAUCGAUGUGUUUUACACCAACGCCGGCUGCAGCCUGGUGGCCGUCAACCCGUUCCGCCCACUCCCACGGCUUUACUCACAGGAGCUGAUGAAGGAGUACCACGCGGCCACCUGCCUUCAGGAAUUAAAUCCGCACGUUUUUGUGGUGGCAGAGGAGACCUACAGAAAUGUCCAAAGCCAGAUUCCACCAGUAAACCAAUCCAUCAUCGUUAGUGGCGAAAGCGGUGCAGGGAAGACCUGGACAUCUCGUUGCCUGAUGAAAUUCUACGCUACCGUGGCUGCUUCGUCUGCUGUUCCGAAAGGUAGCAUAACCGUGGAAAGAAUAGAGAGGAGAGUGCUGGACUCCAAUCCUGUGAUGGAAGCUUUUGGGAACGCAUGUACGCUGCGGAACAACAACAGCAGCCGUUUUGGGAAAUACAUCCAGCUUCAGUUAAACAGAUCCCAGCUUCUAACCAGUGCUUCCAUUCAGACAUUCCUGCUGGAAAAAACAAGGGUUGCCUAUCAAGCCCCACAGGAGAGGAAUUUCCAUAUUUUUUACCAGAUUGCAAAAGGCGCCACCCUAGAAGAACGACAAGAAUGGAGUCUCCUUGAAGGCACAGAAUUCUCCUGGCUGCCAAAUUCUAAGAAAACUCUAGAAGAGGACUGCUUUGAUGUGACAAGAGAGGCCAUGUCCCACUUAGGAAUUGACAGCUGCACACAGAAUAAUAUUUUCAAGAUGUUGGCAGGAUUGCUCCACGUAGGCAACAUCCACUUUUCUGAGUCAGAGGAUGAGUCGCAGCCUUGUGAACUCAAAGAUGGUGUUGGAGUUUUUGCAGAGACCGCUUCCAGGUUGUUACAAGUGGUGGAAGAUGAGCUGCUGGAAACGCUGAGGAUCCGUACGAUCACAGCUGGCAAACAACGGCAGGUCUUCAAGAAGGCCUGCCCCAAAGGAGAAUGUGAGACGAGGAGAGACUGCUUGGCCAAAGUGAUUUACGCCAGGAUCUUUGACUGGCUGGUGGCCGUGAUAAAUGGAAGUAUCUAUGCAGAGCCUUCCGUGUGGAGCAGUUUCAUAGGUCUGUUGGAUGUUUAUGGCUUUGAAUCCUUUUCCGACAACCACUUGGAACAGCUGUGCAUCAACUACGCCAACGAAAAGCUUCAGCAGCAUUUUGUCGGCCACUUUCUGAAGGCCCAGCAGGAAGAAUACACCACAGAAGGUCUCCAGUGGUCUUUCGUCAACUACCAGGAUAAUCAAAACUGUCUGGACGUGAUAGAAGGCGCUCCUGUUAGCAUCUUCUCCUUGCUCAAUGAGGAGUGUCGCCUCAACAGAUUCUCUGACGCCAGGCAGCUCCAAAGCCGGAUCGAGCUGGCUUUUCCCAAUAACCCGUGUGUCAGCCAGGACAGGUUUCGAAAGGAGCCAAAUUUUGUCAUUUCCCAUUACGCGGGCAACGUCUGCUAUCAGGUGGAAGGCAUGGUGGAGAAAAACAAGGACCCUGUCCCCCCAGAAUUGAUUCAGCUGCUGCAGCGCUCCCAAGACCCUCUGCUUCAGAAAUUAUUUCCACCGAGCCAAAAAGCAAACAACAGCAAUGUCAAGACUCAGACGAAGCCAGCCGUUGCCACUGUGGUCUCCAAAUUCAAGGGUUCCCUUGAACAGCUGGUGGGGAUCCUGAACAGCACUACCCCACACUACAUCAGGUGCAUCAAGCCCAAUACGGAUUGCCAAGCAGCUCUUUUCCAAAAAGAUGAGGUUCUGCAUCAGCUGGAGGCUUGUGGCAUUGUGGAAACUAUCAACAUCAGUGCUGCUGGCUUUCCAAUUAGGAUUUCCUUUGGAAGCUUUCUGGAACGUUAUGGCAUGCUUAAAAAAUCACAAAGGUGGAGCUCAGAAGCCACGAGACAUCAAGAAAAUGGCUUUCCCCAAGUUUUGGGAAAUGAAGAGGAAGGCCGACCUCUACGCCAUACCAUCCAGGAAGUCUUGCGGGGCAUUGGCCCCAGCGCUGCAACCCUUAAACCUGCCGAGGACAAGUCCUGUGUUACUGCACCGGUUUACUGUGGCAAAACCAAAGUAUUUCUGACAAAUUCCAUGCUGGAGCUACUCGAGGCGCGGAGGGCCGGCUUCUUGUCCGAGAAAGCGUUCUGUAUCCAGUGUUGCUGGCGGAGAUUUAAGCGUCAGAAGCUGGCGAAAGAGAGCCGUUCGGCCACGAUCAUCCAGUCAGCCAUCCGCUCGUGGCUAGCCAGGAAUCGCUUCCGGAGACUACAAAGGGCCGCUACCGUUAUUAAACGGGCCUGGAAGACAUGGAAGGCCAAGAUGAACAUGCUGGCUGCAGAGGAACUGGACGACACCGAUGGAAAAGCCCUCCUUGCUUCCUCUGGAGCAGCUGUUUCCUCAAGCCAGACUCGGCGCGAAUGGGAAAAGCCGUGGCCGUCAGGUGCCAUAAUCCAGUUCUGGCCCCUCGGGCUUGUCCUCUCAAGUGCCCCCGUGACGGGAGGGGGGCUCCAGAGAGAGGCCGCACUCCUGAUGUGCCUCCGCGUCCUGCAGAAGAAGGAUUGGUGCAAGGCAGAGACCAAGCCCACGGUGCCCGGCGUCAUCUCCAUCAGAGCCAUCCCUCAGGGCUCCAUCAAAUUCCACUGCAAGAAGUCCCCGCUGCUUUAUGCUGACACCAGGCCACACAUUCACGGCAGCACCGUCACCGGCUUCAACCAGAUUCUCCUGGACCAGUGUGAGCUGCUCGCUGCUUGAACGUGGACCUGGGCACUCUAUGUCUUAUUUAUUGCACUUUCAACUCUGCCAGCCAAGCCACCUCCUUCUCUUCUCUGUUUUAAUGCCCAUUUUUCUCUAGAACUGUGCAGGCAGCCUCAGACUUUGGGAAACCAACUGUGUAAUCAAGAUCCAAGCUCAUCCAUUCACAUUUAGAGAGUUCACAUGUUUUUAAA